CCUAAUUUUUCCUUUUUUUUUUUUUUUUUUUGAAAAGCUGAGUUAGAGACAGAUCUUCCAUACACUAGUUCAUGCUUCAAAUGGGUGUAGUGGCCAGGGCAGGAUGCUUCCUCUGGGUCCCAAGCACUUGAGCCCUCCUCAGCUGCCUUCCUUGCACUAGCAGGGAGCUGAGUUGGUAAUGGAACAGCUGAGACCCACGGUGACUCCCACCUGGGAAUCCGGCGUACCCGGUGCACUAGCAGGGAGCUGGGUUGGUAGUGGAGCAGCUGGAACCCACGGUGACUCCCACCUGGGAUGCCCACGUGCCCGGUGGAGGCUGAAUGUGCUAGGCCACACAGCGCCAGCCCUGCUCUCUGUGCGUCCUUCCCCGGGCCGUUGGUGCUGUGCGUUGGCUGCGAGACAUGCCAUGUGGCGAUCCGUGGCCGCCUGUGUGUCUCUGGGUGUUGCUGUCUCCGCAGGGCCAGGCCUUAGGUGGCCUCUCUGGGCAUCCCUGGGCUGACCCCGGCCUCGCCACCCACGCCCUAAGCUUCAAAGCCACUCUCUUUGUGUGUCUGUGUCUUCCGGUCCACGUGGUGUGUCCGCUGGGGAGAUGUUAAUCUCUGGCCGCCUGGUUGGGAGCCAACUCCUUGGUGAAUGUGAGCCAGACUCAGCUAGAAGCCGUCUCCCUGCUGCUCAGCUACAUUGUUUUGAUCUCCUUGUUUAUUUCCCUGCCUUGCUCCUGAAAAAUACUUUCUCCCACCCAGCUCUCGACCUCUGACCCCCACACUUAUUGGGCUCGCUGCCUUGGUUUGUGGCUUUCACGAAGUCCCUUUGCACGUCUUGGAGUCCUCCAUGCCUGUGUGAGGGUCUCUGGAGCGAAAAGGCCGCCGGUCCCACGCCCCUUUUAUUAUUAACCUGCUGUGUCUGGCACCGAUUUGGCUGGGCCCUCAACAAAGAUGGCGGCGGAGGCGCUGUUUGUAGGGUCAUGACGCUACCGCGGCUGUGCGUCCGCCCUUUCUCUUGAUGGCGGCGCGGUGCGUGAGGCCCCGCCUAUAUGUCAGGGUUCUUCCGCGGCCGGCCACUGCGCUAAGCGCUUGCAGUUGCUGGCCCCGCCCUCCGUGCGCUCUCAUUGGCCAGACUGAGACCAAGUGUGCAGCUAUUGGUGGAGCGGAUGCACACCCUCCCCCCACCCCUGCGUCUGAUGGGGGCGGUUGGGGCGGACGGGAGGAGAACCCCGCUAGGGAAGAGGGUUGCGGAAGUCUGGAAGGGGGAGCCCGGAGCAGCGCACACAGGGGACCAGGACAUGGGAGGUGGUGAUGAGAAGUCCGCACGGGGACUGAGGCAUCUGGGGCUGGCAGUGGAGUAGGGAUGGGGGCCUCGGGACACACGCCCCGGCCCAUGGACUGGGGACCUGUGGGUGCAGUCCCAGGCCUCCGGAUCCUCGGGGACAGCGAGCCAGGCGCAGCACCCGAGCACAGCCAAGGGUUGCAUGCCUGAGCCGGAUCCCUGGUGCCCACGUGCCCAGGGCGAAGCGGUGCAGGUCGGGGGGUGUGGCCGGCGCCCUAGGGCUGCAGGACCCGCCCGCCCGCCCGCCAGACUCGGGCAAAGGUGAUCUUGAGGAGGCCAGACCAGGAGCUGACGGCGAGCUGGGGCCAGGUGCCCGGGUGUGCCCUGGACAGGGCUGAGGCCAUGGCCCCACCACUGGCCGCCAGCACCCCACUGCUGCAUGGCGAGUUCGGUUCCUACCCCGCCAAGGGUCCACGUUUCGCCCUCACCCUGACAUCACAGGCCUUGCAUAUCCAGCGGCUGCGCCCCAAGCCCGAGGCGCGGCCCCGGGGUGGCCUGGUCCCGCUGGCCGAGGUCUCAGGCUGCUGCACCCUGCGAAGCCGCAGCCCUUCAGACCCAGGGGCCUACUUCUGCGUCUACACCUACCCUCAGGGCCGACGAGGGGGCCGGCGCAGGGCCGCCCGCACCUUCCGAGCCGACGGGGCUGCCACCUAUGAGGAGAACCGCGCUGAGGCCCAACGCUGGGCCACUGCCCUCGUGUGUCUGCUCCGGGGACUGCCGCUGCCUGGGGACGGGGAGAUCACCCCUGACCUCCUGCCUCGGCCAGCCCGGCUGCUCUUAUUGGUCAACCCGUUCGGGGGGCGGGGCCUGGCCUGGCAGUGGUGCAAGAACCAUGUGCUGCCCAUGAUCUCUGAGGCAGGGCUGUCCUUCAAUCUCAUACAGACGGAGCGGCAGAACCAUGCCCGGGAGCUGGUCCAGGGGCUGAACCUGGGCGAGUGGGAUGGCAUCGUCACGGUCUCGGGAGAUGGGCUACUGUACGAGGUGCUCAACGGGCUCCUGGACCGCCCCGACUGGGAGGAGGCUGUGAAGACGCCCGUGGGCAUCCUCCCCUGCGGGUCGGGCAACGCGCUGGCUGGCGCCGUGAACCAGCGUGGGGGGUUUGCGCCGUGCCUGGGACUUGACCUGUUGCUCAACUGCUCCCUGUUGCUGUGCCGGGGCGGCAGCCAGCCACUGGACCUGCUCUCGGUGACACUGGCCUCUGGAGCCCGCUGCUUCUCCUUCCUGUCGGUGGCCUGGGGCUUCGUGUCCGACGUGGACAUCCAGAGCGAGCGCUUCCGGGCCCUGGGCAGUGCCCGCUUCACACUGGGCACAGUGCUGGGCCUGGCCGCGCUGCACACCUACCGAGGCCGUCUCUCCUACCUCCCAGCCUCCACGGAGCCCCCCUCGCCUGGUCCCAGCCUGCCCCGUGCCAAGUCUGAGCUGGUUCUGGCCCCGGCCCCGGCCCCUCCUGCGGCCCACUCCCCACUGCAUCGCUCCGUAUCCGACCUGCCCCUGCCCCUGCCCCAGCCGUCCCUGGCUUCCCCUGGCUCCCCGGAACCCCUGGCCGUUCUGUCCCUCAAUGGGGGAGGUCCAGAGCUGGCUGGAGACUGGGGCGGGGCCGGGGAUGCUCCGCUGUCCCCAGACCCUCUGAUGCCCUCGCCCCCCAACUUGCCCAAGGCAGCUGUACUCUCCCCCAUCACUGAGGGGCCUCCAGAAAUGCCAGUGUCUUCUGGGCCCCAUCCUCCUGGCCCUGGCACCCCAGCAGCUGCCUGCAGGUGGGGCCCUCCUGACCACCUGCUGCCUCCACUAGGCAGUCCACUGCCCCCAGACUGGGUGACGCUGGAGGGAGACUUCGUGCUCAUGCUGGCCAUCUCGCCCAGCCACCUGGGUGCCGACCUGGUGGCUGCGCCGCACGCACGCUUUGACGAUGGCCUGGUGCACCUGCUCUGGGUGCGCAGCGGUGUCUCGCGGGCCAUGUUGCUGCGUCUCUUCCUGGCCAUGGAGAAUGGUAGCCACUUAAGCCUGGGCUGUCCACAGCUGGGCUAUGCCACUGCCCGUGCCUUCCGCCUCGAGCCGCUCACGCCUCGCGGUGUGCUGACGGUGGACGGGGAGCAGGUGGAGUACGGGCCUUUGCAGGCGCAGAUGCACCCGGGCAUGGGCACACUGCUCACCGGACCCCCUGGCUGCCCCCGGCAGGAGCCCUAACCCUCAGAGCUGGGGACCCGCUGGGGGCGGGGCCUACAUUCCAAGGGGUGGAGCCUGAGCUGGGGGCGCGGCCUGGCUGCUAAGAGGGAGGAAGCCCCUGAGGGGCACCCACCCCAUCUCAGGAUCACUCCGGUCCCCGGAGAACCAGAGGGGAAGUCGGAGGGCGCUCCCCGAGGGUGGUGCAUGUCGGGCCGGGACUGGCCUCGGGCUCUUGGAGAGCCACAGCGGCCAAGGGCGGGAGCCCACCUUAGCGUCACCCCAUGACGGAAGCUGGAAUGUAAGAGCCGGGGAGGCCUCAGGUGGCCGGCCAGUCAGGCCUGGGUCUCAGACCCACUCCGGUGCCUCCACCUAACUGGCCAAGCAGCCCGGGUGGGGCAGGUUCCCCGGGGCCAGCGCUCGGAUUUGCACUAAUAUUCCUGCCUUCGAGGGCGCAAGCAGGGCAGUCCAGUUCGUGUGCGUCCUUCCUCUGUCCCCAGACUAAAAAAGCAAUUGAAAAGGUCUAUGCAAUAAAGGCAGUCGCUCAUU
Ochotona curzoniae (black-lipped pika) is the source of this 4035-nucleotide messenger RNA. It is a transcript of the gene SPHK2, whose product is annotated as sphingosine kinase 2. The coding region runs from base 1669 to 3510 and encodes 613 amino acids. Gene Ontology annotation, cellular component: membrane; intracellular membrane-bounded organelle; cytoplasm. The transcript has 6 exons. The record is from RefSeq and is a predicted model, not a curated record. NCBI's taxonomy places the organism in Eukaryota, Metazoa, Chordata, Mammalia, Lagomorpha, Ochotonidae. Gene Ontology annotation, biological process: positive regulation of apoptotic process; sphingosine biosynthetic process; sphinganine-1-phosphate biosynthetic process.